GGUCCAUGUUAUAUAACAAUUGAUGAACUAGGGCUUGGUCGGUGAUCUCGUUGGAGUAAUUUUCAGAGCUUCUAUUCUUCUUCUAAUGAGGUAAUUCCAGAGCUGAUGUAAGAUAAGCUGAAGCGCGUUGAAUCUAGGAGUUCAUCCCUGAUUAUCAUCCAGUUUCGAAUGAGGAUAGUUGGAUUAACGGGAGGAAUUGCUUCAGGGAAGAGCACAACCUCCAGUCAUUUCAAGUCCCGCGGCAUUCCAGUCGUGGAUGCCGACAUCGUUGCUCGUAAUGUCUUGAAGAAAGGCACUGGUGGAUGGAAAAAGGUAGUGGCUACAUUUGGGGAGGACAUCUUGCAGGCCAACGGCCAGGUGGAUCGCGCCAAGCUUGGUCAAAUUGUGUUUUCUGAUCCUGCAAAACGCCAGCUCCUUAAUAGGCUGUUAGCACGUUAUAUCUCAACCGGUCUAUUUAUGGAAGUCUUGAAGCUGUGGAUGAAGGGUUGCAAGAUAAUUGUUCUUGAUGUGCCUCUUUUAUUUGAAUCCAAGAUGGAUAAAUGGACUAAACCUAUUAUUGUUGUUUGGGUUGAUCCGGAGACACAGCUCCAUCGCCUCAUGACAAGGGAUGGAUCAACGGAGGAAGAGGCCAAAAACAGGAUAAGUUCUCAAAUGUCUCUGGAUAUAAAGAAGACAAAGGCGGAUAUCGUCAUUGAUAAUACAGGGACACUAGAGGCUUUGAAUGAGCAGUUUGAGAUGAUUCUAAUCCAGAUCACAAAGCCAUUGGCUUGGACCGAGUAUGCACUUUCCAGACAAGGAGCUAUUCUUGGAUUGUUUUCGAUUUUCGCUGGUGUUAUACUAUGCAAGACAGUUUUAUGAAAAUAUGGCUUUUGGGAUGAAGAGAAGAUCAGAUGGGGAUGGAAUACAGCCAAAUCAGAUGUGCUCUACAGCUCUUUCGAUCUACAAUGACGAGGUAAUAGCUGUUGAUUAUUCUUGAGUGGUUUACAUCAUAUUAUUCAUGCCUUUUAUAUGGAAUGUGAGGUCUCAGCUUCACCCACUAUACAGUUCCACUGCAAAUGGGUUAAGAACUGAGACAAAUUAUUGAAUUGCUGUGUGCUGGAGGGGAUUAUGGGAGGGGGAAAAGUAGUUGAUAGCAGUGGAUUAUAAUUGCACAAAGUGAUGAUUGCUGAAAUCUGGGCUGUCUUAUAGAGGGAAUUGCAACUUGCCAGAUGGCCCCAUUUUCUGGUUGGUAUCAGUGGAGAAUUUGUUGGCUUUGAUGACAUUUCUUAAUCUGGGUUCUAUUGAUUACUGAAAUAUAUACUUUGUUAAUUUUGAGAAAAAUAUAUAAAUCCUAAAAAUCACAUGUAUUCUUUGAUCUUUGUAGUUUUUUUUUAUAAUAGUUAUAAUACAAUUAAGGGAAAA
Messenger RNA from Ipomoea triloba (trilobed morning glory), 1401 nucleotides. RefSeq names its product dephospho-CoA kinase-like. Gene Ontology annotation, molecular function: dephospho-CoA kinase activity; ATP binding. Bases 169 to 858 code for a protein of 229 amino acids. The record is from RefSeq and is a predicted model, not a curated record. The transcript is spliced from 3 exons. Gene Ontology annotation, biological process: coenzyme A biosynthetic process. Lineage: Eukaryota; Viridiplantae; Streptophyta; Magnoliopsida; Solanales; Convolvulaceae.